CACAUGGACCCAGGAAACGAUACAGGAAUUUCAGAAUUUCUUCUUAUGGGAUUUUCAGAAGAACCAGAACUGCAGCCCAUCCUAUUUGGGCUUUUCCUCUCCAUGUACCUGAUCACUGUGUUUGGCAACCUGCUCAUCAUCCUGGCCGUCAGCUCUGACUCCCACCUCCACACCCCCAUGUACUUCUUCCUGGCCAACCUGUCCUUUGUAGACAUCUGCCUCACCUCCACCACCGUCCCGAAGAUGCUUCUGAACAUCCAGACCCACAGCAAGGUCAUAACCUAUGCAGGCUGCAUCACACAGAUGUAUUUUUUCACACUCUUUGCAGGAUUAGACAUCUUUCUCUUGACUGUGAUGGCUUAUGACCGCUUUGUGGCCAUCUGUUGCCCCCUGAACUACAUGGUCAUCAUGAACCCCCGGCUCUGUGGACUGCUGGUUCUGGUGUCCUGGAUCACGAGUGUCCUGCAUUCCUUGUUAGAAAGCUUAAUGGUGUUGCAACUGUCCUUCUGUACAGUCUUGGAAAUCCCCCACUUUUUCUGUGAACUCAAUCAGAUGAUCCAAUUUGCCUGUUCUGACACCUUUCUCAAUAACAUGGUGAUGUAUUUUGGAGCUAUGCUGCUGGGUGGUGGUCCCUUCAUUGGGAUCCUUUACUCUUACUCCAAGAUUGCUUUCUGCAUACAGAGAAUCUCAUCAGCUCAGGGCAAGUAUAAAGCAUUUUCCACCUGUGUGUCUCACCUCUCGGUUGUCUCUCUAUUUUAUUGUACUGGCCUGGGAGUGUACCUCAGCUCUGCUGCUACCCAGGGCUCCCACUCAAGUGCCACAGCCUCGGUGAUGUACACGGUGGUCACGCCCAUGCUGAACCCCUUCAUCUACAGCCUGAGGAACAGAGGCAUAAAAGAGGCUCUGAUGAGAUUCUCUGGGAUGGCAGCUACAAAAGGGCCAAUUGUCCUGGGCUGAAGAAGUGACAUGAUUGCAGGGCUCCAAGCCUGAGCCAAAUGUUGAGAUUCUUUGAUCAGACUGUGGAAGUGAAAUAUUCCUCUUCUGUUUUUUCCUGGAAUUUCUAUUUUUUUCCAACCUCUCUGUACAAUUUUGCAACUUGCUUGAUCAAGCUUCGUGAUAUCUUUGAUAUCCAAGAAAUUUUUCCUUUGUCACUUUCCUACUCACCCAAUGUUAUUCCUCACCUUGGAUGUGAAAUAUUUGGCAUUUCUCAUUUAUUUCAAAGGACUAGAUGGAUAUGUUAAGAAUAAUCUCUUUUCAGG
Messenger RNA from Felis catus (domestic cat), 1259 nucleotides. RefSeq names its product olfactory receptor 7A17-like. Gene Ontology annotation, molecular function: olfactory receptor activity; G protein-coupled receptor activity. The record is from RefSeq and is a predicted model, not a curated record. Gene Ontology annotation, biological process: G protein-coupled receptor signaling pathway. Gene Ontology annotation, cellular component: membrane. The coding region runs from base 4 to 957 and encodes 317 amino acids. NCBI's taxonomy places the organism in Eukaryota, Metazoa, Chordata, Mammalia, Carnivora, Felidae. The transcript has a single exon.